Molecule: messenger RNA, 993 nt
Organism: Protobothrops mucrosquamatus (brown spotted pit viper)
Lineage: Eukaryota; Metazoa; Chordata; Lepidosauria; Squamata; Viperidae
Exons: 4
Coding region: 1-993 (330 amino acids)
Biological process (GO): DNA integration
Molecular function (GO): nucleic acid binding
Source: RefSeq, a predicted model, not a curated record
AUGGUUGCCCUCAAAAGCCAUGUGGAGGAGCCCCAGAUGGCAGUGGGGCUGCCUGGAGUCCUGGGCAGCAGAGGGCAAAAUUCCCGGGUCAGCGUCAAAGGGGAGGCCACACUCGGGGUGCAGUUCAGGGAUUUCGAGGGCCCCUUGGACAUCAUAGUUGUUGAGGGAAACCACACGAGUCUCAUUGGACUCAAUUGGUUUGAUGCUUUAGGAAUUCAGGGUUGUAUCCUGUGGGGCAGCAGGGUAGUAAUCACGACCUCACUGAGGACUAGAGUCCUUGACUCUCUGCAUGAGGGACAUCCGGGAAUAGUCCGGAUGAAGGCGCUUGCACGUAGCUACCUCUGGUGGCCUGGACUCGAUAAAGACAUCGAGGCCCAGGUCCACAAGUGUCACAUUUGCCAGCAGUCCUGGCCAGAAAUGCCACAAGCCCCUUGGUCGAGAAUUCACAUCGACUUCGCUGGCCCCUUUCAGGGGCAACUCUUCCUCAUUGUUGUGGACAGUCACUCUAAGUGGCUGGAGGACGUUCCAGUGUCCACUACGAUGACUGCCAGAACCAUCCAGGUUUUGAGGGGCAUCUUUGCAACGCAUGGCCUCCCAGAUGUCAUCGUCUCCGACAACGGAGCUCAAUUUACUUCCUCGGAGGUUCAGUCCUUUUUAAGGGCAAAUAUGAUUAGGCAUGCCACAUCAGCUCCUUUUCACCUGGCCUCUAAUGGCCAAGUGGAACGCAUGGUUCACACAACAAAGGAAUCCUUGAAAAGGAUAACCCAUGGAAACUGGCAUCACAGGCUGCUCCUAACUCAGGCACUGUGCCAACGGGACAUUGCUCUCAAUCGGCUUUUCACGCCGAACCUGUGGAUUCUUCGCUGCCGCGGAACUCUGGCUCGGGCCUACCGGAACAGGCCAGCCUUCACAAACUGGCUUCACCCAUAUCGAACGGAUCACACUGCCCCGGUCUGCCGAGCCUGGCAGGCAAGCUUGCAGAUUGGGAGCUAG